GAAACCCGUCCGGAGAGAAACAGCGGUGAUAAAUUGCGUCCGGGGCGCGGGCUGGGGGCACGGCGCCCGCACGGACGGGGGUGGCGGCGUCCCGGCGCGGUGCAGCGGUGAGGCCGGAAGCGGAGGCGGCGCGUGGCCGUUACGGCCGGGCCUGGGGCGCGGGGCUGCGCCCGCCGUUUUAGAUGUCUCAAUGGAUCCAUGGAACUUUUUCUGUACUUGUCUGAUGUCCUUAUGGCUACACCGAUUUUACAUCUAUUCUUCUGUUGCUUUUGGGAUCAGUGUUUGGAUCUGCAUUCAGUUCUUCACCAGCAAAACUAGAAAGAAGGGUGAAAAAUUCAAUGGGAAUCCAGCUUCUGCUGAAGUAACGGAGGACAAACUAGUAAAUGGAUAUGCUACCUUGAAGGCGAAGGAGGUCUAUGUUGCUGGAGUAAAGAUUUUCUAUGGGUCUCAGACUGGCACAGCAAAGAGAUUUGCCAAAGGUCUGGCUGAAGCAGUUAUUUCCCUUAAUUUGUCUGCAGAAGUCAUUAAUAUGGGAGACUAUGAUCCAGAUGAUAGUUUAACAGAGGAGACAACCAGCAGGAACAUUUGUGUGUUCGUGGUAGCUACGUACACAGAUGGGCAACCGACUGAGAACGCAGCGUGGUUCUGCAAAUGGUUAGAAGAGGCUGCAAAUGACUUCCGGUUUGGCAAAAUGUACCUGAAAGGCCUGAGAUAUGCUGUGUUUGGCUUGGGAAAUUCAGUUUACGUUGAUCACUACAACACAGUUGGAAGAAAUAUUGACAGGUGGCUGUGGAUGCUCAGUGCCAGCCGUAUCAUGACUCGUGCAGAGGGGGACUGCAAUGUGGCCCAGAGCAAGCAUGGCAGCAUCGAGGCCGACUUUGAAGCCUGGAAAACAAAGUUCCUCAGUCGGCUCCAGGCACUCUGCAAAGGCGAGAAGAAGCCCUGCAGUGGGAAGUGCAAGAAAGGGAAGUGCAAAUCCCAGGGGAAGCAGAGCAAGGAGAGCUCAGAUCGUGAACAUGGGGCAUCAGAGUACGAGAAUACUGAGGCAGAGGAGUUCUUUGAAACCACUAGUGAGGAGGAAUCUAAUGCUGAGGAAGCUGGAGACACAAAUUCUGUCAUAGAUGUUGAAGAUCUGGGCAAAGUCAUGAGCCACAUGAAGAAAGCCAAGAGGGAGCGUGAGCUUGAGGAAGAAGGUGGCAGAGCAAGCUUGUCUCAAGAGAGCGCUGGGAGGAAGGAGGAGGGUGAAAGGAGAGAGAUGAUUACUGCAGCUCUGAGAGAAGCACUCACAAAGCAAGGUUACAAACUGAUUGGAAGCCACUCUGGGGUGAAACUCUGUCGGUGGACAAAGUCAAUGCUUCGAGGCCGAGGAGGCUGCUACAAACACACCUUCUACGGCAUUGAGAGCCACCGCUGCAUGGAGGCCACGCCGAGCCUGGCUUGCGCGAACAAAUGCGUGUUUUGCUGGAGACAUCAUACAAAUCCGGUGGGUACGGAGUGGCGAUGGAAAAUGGACCAACCUGAAAUGAUCUUGCGGGAGGCUAUUGAGAACCAUCAGAAUAUGAUCAAGCAGUUCAAAGGAGUAUCGGGAGUUAAAGCGGAUCGUUUUGAAGAAGCGAUGACAGCGAAGCACUGUGCCCUGUCUCUGGUGGGAGAGCCGAUCAUGUACCCAGAGAUCAACCGGUUCUUGAAGCUUCUGCACCAGCAUAACAUCUCUAGUUUCCUGGUUACAAAUGCACAGUUCCCGGAGGAGAUUAGGAACCUUGAGCCAGUAACGCAGCUGUAUGUCAGUGUGGAUGCCAGCACCAAAGAUAGCCUGAAGAAAAUUGAUCGGCCCCUCUUCAAGGAUUUCUGGCAGAGGUUUCUAGACAGUUUAAAGGCCUUGUCUGAAAAGCAACAGCGCACCGUGUAUAGGCUGACGCUGGUGAAAGCUUGGAACGUGGAUGAACUCAAAGCUUAUGCUGAACUGGUUUCCCUCGGUAAACCAGACUUCAUCGAGGUCAAGGGAGUGACGUAUUGCGGUGAAAGCUCGGCCAGCAACCUGACCAUGGCCAACGUCCCCUGGCAUGAAGAGGUGGUGCACUUCGUUCAGGAGCUGGCUGACCUCAUCCCGGACUACGAAAUCGCAUGUGAACACGAGCACUCGAACUGUCUCCUGAUAGCUCACAAGAAGUUCAAGAUCGAUGGAGAAUGGUACACCUGGAUCAAUUACGAUCACUUCCAGGAGCUGGUGCGAGACUACGAAAGGAGCGGAGGAUCAAAGACUUUCACGGCAGCGGAUUACAUGGCCAAAACUCCACACUGGGCACUAUUUGGGUCCAGAGAAAGGGGGUUUGAUCCCUUGGACAUAAGAUUCCAGCGAAAGAACAAAACAAAAGACAUCUCUGGGUGUUGAUGUUGAUAAGGGGUUCUCUGAACUCCGAGCUGGCUAAUGAAUUUGGGUUUCCAUUUGGAUAGUCUGACACUGAUAUCAAAUCUAUUCACCUAGAUUUCCUGAUGUUUGAUACUGAAAAGGAGGGUAAAGCCUUUGUUUGACCCUUCCCUCCUGUUUUUAGUGUUUCUUGGAUGAAAAUAUUUAUGAUGCUUUGUAUCUUGUAUAAAUGGUGCAUGUGAGCAAUUUAUCCUAAUUGGCAGAGUAAGAAGGGAGGAAGUAUUUGUGAUCUUUGCAGUUUAGUGAGUUUGGGGUUGGAUUUGGAGAGGGGACUGUUCCUUUUAUUUCUGUGCUCUGUUGCAAAAAGAGCCCAGCAUGUGUUUGUGCCCAGCUCUGCGGUUUAAUGUUCAGCGUCCAUAAGGAGAAGCACGAAGGGAAUUUAAACAUCUAGUGCUGGUUUGAUCUGUGCAGAUGGAACCACAGACGGAUCUAGAUCUAGAAGCCUGAAGGCCUACUGAAAGUAUUGUUGUACUGACAAUAACAAAGAUUUAUGUGUUUUAAACACUCGUGCCAAUUGCUACAAAGACCCUUUCCCUUCCCACCCCCAAUAAACUGAAACUUGGGAAAUUACAAAAGGAGUAGCACCCCUAGUAAUACUUUGCACAACUUCUGAUAUCUGUCCAAAUAUUCUCCAACUUCAUAGUUUUGGCAGUGAAUAUUUUCUGGGUAGCUUUAUUCCACUCCCCUAGCAGCCCUAAACAAAACAGAUUUCUUUAGAGCCACAUUAGACUCCCAACCGUGCGUCGAUACGUUGGCGUGUGAGGGUGUGCUGCGCGAGAGCCAGCACGGAGCUGGCCUUCAGCGUGAAGAUGGCUGUGGCUUGAAAUUGGAGUCCUUGGGCAGACUGGCGUGUGUUUAAUGUACUUCCUCAAACGGCACUCUCCCUGUUUGAGAAGAAUUUCUUGUCGAUCUGAUGCAUUCUGAAACAAUUAAAAGUAAGGUAAAAAUGUAAGUGCUCUGACCACCUUCUAGUCUGGCUUAAGGAAAGCGCAGAAGGUGUUAGGAUGUGACACUUCGUUGCAUCUCAAAUUGAAUGCCACCUGCAGUUUCCAUUUUUGGUUGAGAAGUAGCUGUUGUCACCCAAUUCCUUCGUUCCACCUGUGCAAGUAAACUGCAUCAUUGCUGAUUGUGAUAGAAGAAUUAAUCUGAUGUAAAUGAAAACUGAAUCCUGCCCUGGUCAUUUGUUUCAAGAAACUGGCUCUUCUAUUCUGGAAAGGCAGUAUCUCUGCACAAGGUCAGAUGACACCUCUCCAGAUGUUUCUGUCAAAGACACUGGGUCUGGCAUUGCAUUCUGUUGUUUGGAGGUACUGUAUUCUUGCUGGAAAACUGGAUUUAAAUGAGAGGGGGUGGGUUGUUUACUGUUGUGAAAAUCAUCACUCUCACAUCCCAGCAGCCUUUGCCUUUCUGUUUAUGACACAUCCAUGGUGGUUAACUGCUGCAGUCUCAGUGUGUGCUCUCGCUAACAAGUUGCAAAGAACCAGUGCGAAAAUACCAAGGGCAGAUCCUCAGCUGAGUGUACUGGGAAAGUGCCAUUGAAGUCAAACUGUGUGUUCAAUUUCUGAAUGACUGAAAGCUGAAAAUUUUAUUGUUUCCCUGCUGGCUUCUUCCUACGUCUCUGCCAAAGUUUCCGCAGCCUCUGCAGCCGGCCAGACAGGAGAGGUCAUGCGAACUCUCCUCCUCCGCUUCUGUGCGAAGUCGGUGUUUUGGGGUGAGCGGACCUGCAAUUUGUGAGGGCAGCAAGCAGUGCAGUGCUCUCCUGUUUCUUCCAUCCGCUGUGCGUCGCAACAAAAUGUUCCAGCUAAAGCACGAAACGUCUUCAGCAACUGCACCGAGCGCUGGACAAGGAUCUGACCAAGCCAUGGGCUGGCCGCGGAAGUAGUAGCUUGAAUUUAGACGCAGAGGUGUCAGAUGGUGAUAAGAAAAUGCAGUCACACGCGAGCGUUUUUGUUUUCCCAUUAAACUCCAGGAGCACAGAUCAAAUGUGUUUGGUUUUGGUUAAAUGAUAAAAUCUGAGGCUGUGUAUGAGGUGUUUAAAGCAGAGCAGUGCUUGCCUCCUUUUUGCUGAUACUCACAUCUCUCAGAUGUGUUCUCUCAGGUUCUUGGAGUGUGUCACAGUGUUACAUGGUGGGUAUUGCAAUUUAUUACUUUGUUUGAGCAGCUGGUGUUAUUUUAAAAAUUAGUAAUGAUUCUGCCUUAAGAAUUGGAUUGGUAAGACCUUACCGACUGCAAUUCGUGGAGCUCACAGCAUUGUAAUUGGGCGCAUUCCUGAGACUGUAACGUUUUAAAGAACCUCAUUUCUCAAGCUGUAAGGAGUGAUUAUAAAAAAAUAAGGAAAAUAAAGGAAUUUUCACUAGGGCA
Molecule: messenger RNA, 4786 nt
Organism: Dromaius novaehollandiae (emu)
Lineage: Eukaryota; Metazoa; Chordata; Aves; Casuariiformes; Dromaiidae
Product: S-adenosyl-L-methionine-dependent tRNA 4-demethylwyosine synthase TYW1
Exons: 16
Coding region: 191-2392 (733 amino acids)
Biological process (GO): wybutosine biosynthetic process
Molecular function (GO): catalytic activity; FMN binding; 4 iron, 4 sulfur cluster binding
Source: RefSeq, a predicted model, not a curated record